AUGCAGAGCCGCGAGGUGGCGCGGGCGGGGGUUAGCCGAGUGGGCCGCAUGGAGAUCGGCCCUGAGAUCCUGGGGUACGGCAGCAGUGGCACGCUCGUAUUUGAGGGCACCCUGCACGGCCGCCCAAUUGCUGUCAAGCGCAUCCUGAGUCAGUUCUAUGAGCUGGCACGCAAGGAGAUCGGGGCGCUGAUACUGUCGGACGAGCACCCCAACAUUGUGCGCUGCUUCGCGAUGGAGGAGGACAACGAGUUCGUGUACCUGGCGCUUGAGCGCUGCCGCCAGUCGCUCAAUGACCUUGCUGGACAUGGUGUGGUGGCGCUGCACCAGAGGGGCAUCGUGCAUCGGGACAUCAAGCCACAGAACAUCCUGCUCACGGAGAGCCGCCACGCCAAGCUGUCUGACAUGGGCCUCUGCAAGCGCCUCGCCAUCGACCAGUCCUCUACAUGCAGAAAUGGUCUUAUUUCUAUCGCUCCCAUCGCAGGUGGCAGCACGGGGUGGCAGGCGCCGGAGCAGCUGAUAAGCCGCAGCGGCGGGGAUGUGCGCCAGGGCAAGAGCGUGGACAUCUUCUCCUUUGGCCUCGUCAUCUUCUACUGCCUUACCGGCGGCAAGCACGCCUUCGGCGAGAGCUACGAGCGCGACUUCAACAUCCUGCAGGCACGCCCCACCUCCCUGCGGGAGGUGGCACACCUGAAGGAGGCGGAGAACCUGGUGCGUGCCAUGCUCGUGCCCGCGCCCAAGCGCCGGCCCAGCAUCGCGUCCGUGAUGGCGCACCCCUUCUGGUGGCCCCCCCAGCGCCGCCUCUCCUUCCUCGUCGACCUCUCCGACCGCAUGGAGAACGAGGACCGGGAGGAGGACCAGUCGCUGCUGGCUGCGUUGGAGGCGUGCAGCGAGGAGGCACUUGGUGGCCGCAACUGGAUGGCGCGCCUCGACCCGGAUUUUCUGGAGAACUUGGGGCGCUACCGCAAGUACCGCCCCGACUCCCUGCGCGACCUGCUCCGCGUCAUCCGCAACAAGCACAACCACUUCCGCGAGCUACCCGAGCAGCUGCAGGCCAAGCUCGGGCCCAUGCCCGACGGCUUCCUCAGCUAUUUCUCGUCGCGCUUUCCCAACCUGCUCAUGGCCACAUACUGCUUCGGGCUGCACCGCUGCUCGGAGGAGCCCAUGCUGGCCAAGUACUACCCGGCCGGCGCGCGCGAGUUCCCCCUCGAGCUCAUCGAUGGCAUGAAUUCGGUAGCUUCCUCGAUGCAGCCGCCGCCGCUGAAGCCCAGCUUCCCCUGUCGCCCGGGGCAGCCGCUGUGCGACUUCUACACCAAGACCGGGCACUGCAAGUUUGGCGAGGCGUGCAAGUUUGACCACCCCGCGCACUUUGGCGUGCAGCUUAACUCGCUGGGACUGCCCCUGCGCCAGGGCGAGAGCGUGUGCGGCCAUUUUGAGAAGACGCACACGUGCAAGUUUGGGCCGGCCUGCAAGUUCCAUCAUCCCGAGCCGCUGCAUGGGGCUUAG
This is a messenger RNA of Coccomyxa subellipsoidea C-169, 1503 nucleotides long. RefSeq lists its product as hypothetical. Gene Ontology annotation, cellular component: IRE1-TRAF2-ASK1 complex. NCBI's taxonomy places the organism in Eukaryota, Viridiplantae, Chlorophyta, Trebouxiophyceae, Coccomyxaceae. Gene Ontology annotation, biological process: intrinsic apoptotic signaling pathway in response to endoplasmic reticulum stress; protein phosphorylation; mRNA processing. Gene Ontology annotation, molecular function: ATP binding; metal ion binding; protein serine/threonine kinase activity. Bases 1 to 1503 code for a protein of 500 amino acids. The transcript is spliced from 8 exons. The record is from RefSeq and is a predicted model, not a curated record.